AUGGCGAAGGAGUCGCUGCCCCUACGGCUACGGGCAUAUACGACCACCGAUGCGAGUGCUAUACCAGAAUUGAAUGGAAUACAAGACGUACCUCGUCCGGAAUCCGCGCGUGAGAAUUCUCCACAAAGCCGACAGGACAAACAACAGAGCACAAAAGGACUAAAGCGAAAAAUUGCAAAGGCGGCGCUGCCUCAGUCACAAAAUGUGAAUUUGCCUGCUCAUUUUACUGCAUCCACACCGUCUCUUUCUCGAGAAUCCCCAUCCUGGCUUGCGUCUGUGAGCGAUUCCUGGGAUGGCAACAAUAUUGGAAUCGCACUUGGGAGCCCGUCUAUGAGACCACCGGACCGUUCAUGGCUGGCGUUAAGCCCGCCUACUUUUCCGGGUGAGAAGCAUAUUAAGGAUGACGACCAUCUAAAGAGGAAGCCUAGUAAGUGGAAGAAGUUUGGAGGGCUAUUCAAGUCUAAAAGCCCUGAGGCCAUGCCGCGGAUGCCCUUCUAUGAAGUGCGAGUGAACGAUCAACAGCUGCAGGCAGUAAAUAGCUCAGAAUACGUUCCAGAUAUGAAAUUACUUCGGAAAAAGCCCGUGAUUCAUGAUGUCCAUGCUUGGCCUGCCAGGUCGCAAUCACUUCCGCGCCCGGAAGACCUACCUUCAGCCACAAUUAGUAAAGAAAAGGAGCAUCUGGAUUCCGAGAAGCCCGCUAGCGUACACGAAGCGUCUGAAGGCCAGAGACAUUGGGGCAGUUGGUCUGAGGAGCCUGGAGUAAUCCAACAGACUCCAUCAGGUUCCAAUAACCCGCACACUCCCCUCCUUAAUGUCGAUAUUCCGGAUGUCGAGUUAGAGAGAUAUAGCGUCAUGUUUGGCGCCUUCUACGACCGACCGCCACGAUCUAAUCUACUUGCUCGACGAAGUAAGAACCUGGACAGGAUAAAACCCCCCAGUGCCUUGGCAGGCAAAAUGACUUGCUUUACACUCUUCCCAUCAACACCAACAAAUAAAGCUGCCCGCCUUUUAGGAUCACAUUGCCUUCCCCGUGGCCCUACCCCCCUUCAAAAAUCAUUCACCAUGCCCGCUUCUCCGGGCGCGGUCCACUUCGAAAGGAAUCCUGGGACCAGACUAGGGCACAGUCCCGUUGGAACCUCGGAAUCGUCUCUGAGCGGCUGGGGAUCUGUUUCCCUUCAGUCCACAGCACCCUCUGAACUUUGUGAUGAUGACAUCGAAUCUUCAGACGAGGAACAUGAAACUAUUCGGCUGCGUAUUAAACCGCCUGAACAGGAAGAGCCUAUGUGGGAAAUGGUAACGCCAGGUCGAAAGACAUUUCCUCCGUCGCCUCGUUUCAAACAACGCCAGUCACCAGUCGACCACCGACCCAAAAUUCCCCAAAUACCAAAAAUUCCCACGACUCCAAAACCAGCGAAAUCAACAUUUCCAGCAAGAUUGCCUGCUUUCCCAUUCCAGGACUCGUUCCGUUUGCCACGAUCGCCUACUCAGACCCCACGGCCGCCCAAAGAGCCCAUACCAGAGCAGGAUAGUCUUCACAAGCCCUCAUUAUCGAUAGAUUCCACAAUCGAAGACUUUCAGACCGUUGAGAUUUCCGUGGCAAGAUCUGUUUCCGUAAGUAAACGUAAACGGGUGCUUGUGCCAAUCAUCGGAAAGUCGAGCACUGCCCUCCGAUCGCAAGAGCGGCUGGUCGCGAAAAAAAUUGCGACUCCGACUUCUGAAGUUAUGCACAGGGGACACCGUCAUGAAAGAUCACGGGUUGCUCUUUUCGAGGAGGCUUAG
Ophidiomyces ophidiicola is the source of this 1779-nucleotide messenger RNA. RefSeq lists its product as uncharacterized. Bases 1 to 1779 code for a protein of 592 amino acids. The transcript has 3 exons. The record is from RefSeq and is a predicted model, not a curated record. Lineage: Eukaryota; Fungi; Ascomycota; Eurotiomycetes; Onygenales; Onygenaceae.